Molecule: messenger RNA, 2941 nt
Organism: Dentiscutata erythropus
Lineage: Eukaryota; Fungi; Glomeromycota; Glomeromycetes; Diversisporales; Gigasporaceae
Source: the annotation of a GenBank genome assembly
AUGUCAUCGGCAAAUCAACCUAUUGAAAAAAUAAGAUUACAUAUUCAAGAAAAUAUUAAAAAAAUUGACGCAAGAAUUUCUCAACAAGAAAAUGCGGUUAUAAUCGUUGGUGAAACGAGAGAAGGGAAGACUACUUUAUUCAACUACUUAAUUGGAAAUUCCUUGUUUAGUAAAGAAAAUUUUGAUUGCGGUGGAUUUGAAAUUUAUAGUGGCAUUAAAACUUAUAUCGGUGAUCCCUUAAAUAAUACAAAUAUUUAUAAUCGAUCUAUUUCACAAACUACUUUACCAUUAAAUCAAGGUGAAUUUUGGGAUUGUCCUGGUUUUGGAGAUUCACGCGGUGAUGAACAAAAUAUUAUAAAUGCUUAUUCAAUUUAUAUGUUAACUAAAAAUAUCAAAAAAUUGAAAGUCUUAAUUGUAGUUUCUGAAGCUACAAUUAUUGAGACAAGCAAAAAGAAGCUUUUAAACAUUAUUAAGUACUUAGGUGAAAUUUUUAAAAAUAACAUUGAUUUGGUUAAGGGAUUAUGCUUGGUGGUAACGCAAAAAAAUAACCUUGAUUUGAGAAAAGUGAGAAAUAUAUUUAAUAGAAUCAUUAGAGAACGAAAUGGACAAGAAAGCUUUAGUUUAUCCCAAAGAAAUAUACUCAACGUUUUAUCCUCUAAUAGAAGUCAAAUUGCCUUUUUUAACACACCUCGUGAAGAUGAAUUAAUUUCUGAUAAAGAUAGAUUGGAAAUCUUAAAUUGCAUAGAAAAAAUUUCUUACGUUGAAAACCUUAAACCUAGCUUUUCCUUAGAGCCGAGCACGGUGCAUUUUAUUGAAAAUCUAAUAGGAGUGUUCUAUAAAGACGUAGAAAAUUUUAUGUCGAAUAAAUUUUAUCCUGCAUUGCUAAACUACAUUGAAAGUCUUAUAGAUAGUCAUGACGACACGGUUGAAAAAUUAAGAGAAUCUUUAAAUGAAUUUAUUGACGAAUUGGAAAAAAUUAUAUCACAUGAUAAAGAACUACAACAAUUUGAAAAUAAUCUUAAUCAAAUUCUCUUAAUCAUUAACCGCUUAAAUAGGAAUGAUCUCAAAGAUGAACUUUCAAAAAAAAUUUUUCAAUUAGAUUUUAUUAAAGUUGUAAAGACAGAAUCAAUUACUAUCGAAGGGGAUACAAAUAGAUGGUAUCACUUUAUAUCCGAACUUAUUGAUGUUAUAGGUUUAUUAAAGUCUAAACCUGAACCUAAAACAAAUGAAGGAGGGCAAGUGCUAACUUUCGAAGGCGCAAUUAUUGGAACCGAGGAUAUUCAAAUUAUUUCCAACACAAUCAAAGAGAUAAAUGUGUACAGUUUGAAUAGUUUAUUUAUUGAUAAAGAUAUAAUUGCACCAGGAGCAUUUCUGACAUUCAUAUCCCCUCAAUUUCGUGUUAUUGGUAAAAGAACAAUUAAUUUGAAAGGUGAAAUAGGUCCUUCACAUAAUUUAAGAAAGGCUGACGAUGGAAUAAAAGAAACAAUCAACAACCAAGAUGCGUGUGAUGAAGAGAUUAAAGAUGCAAAUGAUGACAUUAAUGAGAACAUUAAUAAAGUCAAAAAAAUCGACAGAAUUCAUAAAGACGAAGAAAGUAAUGGUGUUAAAGAAAUAAUCAGUAAACAAGACUUGUAUGAUGAAAUGAAUAAAAAAGGAAUAAAUUACGAAAUUAUUAAUAAACUAGAAGCAAGUGAUGAGAUUACUAAAGAAAAAACGAGCGACAAAAUUAAUAUGGAAGAAACAAAUAACUCAAUUAGAAUUAAUAAAGAUGAUAAAAAAAAGGCAAGUCCAGAAAUGCAUGGAAAAGACGGUUUACCUGGGUUACCUGGUGGAAACGGAGGUCAUUUCUAUGCCAAAGGAAGAAAUUUUAUUAAUCUCUCUUCGCUAACUAUUGAUAUUAGUGGUGGUGAUGGUGGUAAAGGGCAAGAUGGUGGUAAUGGUGCUGACGGACUGUUAGGUUCUGAUUCUGGAAAAAAAAUGGUAGAAGAUAAAGAAGAAUCAGCUUUAGUUUCACGAAAAAAAGUAUCGGGAGCACUUAAAGAAAUAGUAGAAAAAGGUGUUAUAGAUACAGCAGAAAAAGGCUUUAAAUUUUUUUUCACUUUUAAUGAAAAAUAUAAAGAAGUAUAUGAAGCCUAUGACCCAGGACAAGAAGGUGGAGAUGCUGGGCGAGGAGGAGUGGGUGGCAAUGCAGGAAGUCAUGGUAUUGAACAUAUAGAUUUAGAUGGUUUACAAGAAAAACCUACUAUUUUUAAAGAAAAUAAUAGAAAAGGCAUAGAUGGAAAAGACGGAUCACCUGGCCGUGGAGGAAAAAAUGGACCAAAGUACCAUGGAAUAUAUAUUAACGAAAUAUCAUAUUCUGGAUUUAAAGGUUACGAAGAAUUUGAUUUUGAAUCUACUGAUAGUACAACAAGAACGGUAGAAAUUACAGAUUUGACGGAAUUUGAUACUAUAUGCAUUGAUGAAGGAGCAAUUACAAGUUCCAAGGAAUCAGAUACUGAAUCCACCGAUAGUGCUGCAGGAACAGAUUCUAAAAUAUCAGAUACUGAUUCUAACAAUGAUCUAAUAGCAAAAGCUUAUAGAUUAUCAACAUCUUAUAUAGGAACAGUAGCAGCUUUAGGAUAUAAUAUUGUACCUAUUGUAGCUAAAGAACUUGGUAAAAAUGCAAUAAAAGUUGGUUCACUAACUGGUGCUUCACUUGCUGCAGGAAUAGGAGUUGGCCUUGCAAUUCCAUUAGUAAUAUCUCCAGUGAGCGCUCAUUUCUCAAGCCAUUGGGAAGAAAAACCCAAUAAAUUAGAUCAUGAAAGCUUUGCAUCCGAUGGAAUAUCACCUAGCCCACUAAAUGAUAAAAGUGAAUCCAGCUUAACAAAAUAUGAAAAAAGCGAUAUCCCUUCUGAUUAUUCAAAAAAACUUUCAAAAAAACUUUCAGAUUAUAACAAAUUUU